This is a messenger RNA of Tachysurus vachellii, 941 nucleotides long. RefSeq names its product troponin T type 1 (skeletal, slow) (gene tnnt1). Lineage: Eukaryota; Metazoa; Chordata; Actinopteri; Siluriformes; Bagridae. The record is from RefSeq and is a predicted model, not a curated record. The transcript is spliced from 13 exons. Gene Ontology annotation, molecular function: tropomyosin binding; troponin T binding. Gene Ontology annotation, cellular component: troponin complex. The annotation marks the transcript as partial. Gene Ontology annotation, biological process: regulation of muscle contraction; sarcomere organization; slow-twitch skeletal muscle fiber contraction.
GUUACACACUUCAUCUAUUCAUCUAUCAUUAGAGAACAGGCAGAGGCAGCAGAGGAGGAACAAGAGGAUGAAGAAGAUAUCAGACAUGAGGAUGAAGCGCAGCAGGAAUACACAGAUUACCAAGAAGAAAAUCAGGAAGAAGAGGAGGAACGUCCACGACCCAAGCCGCUGGCUCCUCAACUCGCUCCUCCUAAGAUCCCAGAAGGAGACAGAGUUGACUUCGAUGACAUUCACAGGAAAAGGAUGGAGAAAGACCUGUUUGAGUUACAGACUCUGAUUGAGGUUCACUUUGAGCAGAGGAAGAAGGAGGAGGAGGAGCUGAUCGGACUUAAGGAGCGAAUUGAGAGACGGCGCUAUGAGAGAGCUGAGCAGCAGCGUGUCCGAGCUGAGAAAGAGCGAGAUCGACAAACACGCAUCGCUGAGGAACGACAGAGGAAGGAGGACGAGGAGGCAAAGAAGAGAGCAGAUGAUGAGGCUAAGAAAAAGAAAGUUUUGUCCAACAUGGGAGCAAAUUUUGGAGGCUUCCUUGCUAAGGCAGAACAGAGGCGAGGGAAGCGUUUGACUGGAAGGGAAAUCAAGCGGAAAACUUUAUCAGAAAGACGAGCACCUCUCAGCAUUGACAAUUUAAAAGAGGACGGACUUCGGCAGCGAGCGCAGGAGAUGUGGGAGUGGAUUUAUCAGCUGGAGUCUGAGAAGUUUGACUUCAUGGAUCAGAUGAAGAGGCAGAAGUAUGAGAUUGUGGUCCUGCUGAACAGGAUUUCACACGCCCAAAAGUUCAAAAAGGUCCACGGAAAGGGAAAAGUUGGUGGUCGCUGGAAAUAAACUGUUUUGAUCUCAUGAUGCAAAACUUAACAAAAGAAAUGAAAGAAUCUCUUCCACUUCAGACACGGAGUCUGUAAUCAUCUUUAUUGUCCAGACAAAUAAAUAAAUACAUUCUCUGA